This is a messenger RNA of Paraphaeosphaeria sporulosa, 1827 nucleotides long. RefSeq lists its product as uncharacterized. Bases 7 to 1353 code for a protein of 448 amino acids. Lineage: Eukaryota; Fungi; Ascomycota; Dothideomycetes; Pleosporales; Didymosphaeriaceae. The transcript is spliced from 4 exons. The record is from RefSeq and is a predicted model, not a curated record.
GCGACAAUGAACCAGCCGCACGACGUUGAAAUCAUCCUCAGCCAUGACCGCAAGUAUCCUUUCCACGCAAGCACGCUCGCGCGAAGCAGCGUGUUCUUCGCGAGCAUGCUCACGGAAACGAGUGCCGCGAGGCUGAGCACGAAGGCGAAGAACGCCGGCGUCACAAAGCGCUGGCUCAUAGAGCUCAUAGAGAUGCCUAGCGCCCAGUACCCUGCUGGUCAGCUGGAGCUCAUCGAACUCAAUUCAAAUGGCGGGCGAGCUGACGGCUGGGCUGGCCGCGUCCUGAACGAGAACGGACGAGUGCCAACCAAGAUCUUCAAGUACUGGGAGCGUGUCCUAUACGCCUUUUACGGCACAGAGAUCCGCAUUGCCGACGAUGAUAUGGGCGCCGCGCUCGUGGACUGCAUUGGCCUGAUCGAAGUCGCGGAAUACCUGGGCUGCGUGAACUUGAUCGGCAAGCCAGUAGAAGUUGCACUCCUCAAGCACGGUCAAGUUCUCUUCCGCUCCAUCCAGGCGAACCCACAAGGAUGGGCAAACAUGAGCUUCCGCAUUCGCUCCGAGCUCAUCUUCCGCGAGUCCAUCAUCCAUCUCGCUGGCAAUUGGAACACUUGGAAGAGGAAUCGCACCACGUUGCAGGGGCUGACGAAGACGCCGGAGGCUAGGCGACUAGCUGAGAAGUACCACCGUCGUCUCCUCGAGCGAUCGCGUGCCUUGGAGAACAAGCUGGCCUCACACUAUCCCCCCAAGAUUGCGGCACCGAAGGAAGACCUCCCUGUCAAGCGCGAAGAGUAUGCAAAGGAUAUCCUCAUUUGGAUGGCCCUCUGCUGGUUCCGUCAAUGGCUUGCGCACAAGAUCAUUGCGAACAAAGGCUACAACGCCGACGAUGGGGGCUUUUCACUCUACGAGGCCAUCGGCGCAGGCGGUGACGCAUACAUGGACAAGGCCGUCCUCUCGCAGUUCCACGCCAUGUUCCCCAUCACCAAGAAGGCGCUCAACGUCAUCGAGAACCACGUGUGCGAGAUCAAGGAGCUGAUGCAGAGCUGGGUCGUCAAAUCGGGCUUGCUGAAGAGCAACUGCCAGCUCAACAUUGAGCAGUUUCCCGUUAGCUACAUCACGUGCACGGAGUUUGAGCGCGCGGAUUUCCCGUGGCUGGAGGAUGAGCAGCCAGCUCCGCCGGUGAGGAAGGGGAAGCGGCCGGGUGGAAAUGACAUCGCGCAGCGGAAUCUGGAGGCGGCCAAGCGCCACCAGCAGCAUCAGGAGGUGAAUUUCGGCGAAGAGGAUGGGGUCAUUGACGAGGAGGACGAGGAGGAAGAGCCCAUGCGCGCCCCGAAGCGUGGCCGGAUCCAGCAGUAGUUGUUGGCGAUUCCCUGGUCAGCUUUGUUCUGGCGUAUGCUAUGGCACAAUCUGCGUUGCUAAGAUAUACCCGGCUGGAUCUUCACUUGGAACCUUUUGCAGACCUCGGGCGUUGGAACGAUGUGGCGUUGAAGAAAAAGUUGACUAUGUACAAUACAGCCUGACAGUACUCCGACCUCGUACUCAGGUCCUCAUGUGUCUGAAUCCAUCCACCCAUGCAUUGUGAUAUCUCUCUGGUCUUGUUAUACCCAGCUCUCGCCCUCGUCCUUUCUUCACUCCCAAUUACUCAUCCUCGAACCCACUCGGCCGCGGUCUCGGUCCCUUGGGUACUGCGCCUGAUUAGUAUGUCGUUCCCUGGCCUCGAUCCCACCAUCCACGUACUCGGAUAUGUCUGCGGCACCUUUGCGAUCCUCUCGUAGCCCAGGUACUUCCUGGUCGGCACAGCCACAGCGAUGAUUCCGGGGCCAGCGAGGC